UCUUGGAAAUCAGAAAUCUUGGAAAUAAGAGACAUGAUUUUUAUCUAACAUUUCCAACGUUUCGUGAACAUCUCAGUUCGCUUUAUCAGGGAGAGAAGUAAUCUAAUAUUGUAUCAGUUACAGUAUCACGUUGCCCCUCUCCUUAUUCACGGCUCACAAUAAGCUUUUAGACGUAAUAAACUUUUAGACGUUUGCUCUAAGCCUAAAACUGUGACGUAACUUUCGACUGAAAGCGUUUCCCAUUGCUGCCUAAAGUCGUAAUCCCUAAGCUUUAAGUGAGCUAGCCAGAUUCCAGCUAUUGAAACAGCGUGGGAAACGUUCCUUACCAGAAAUUAUAGACUUCAGAACAAGAGACUGAAGACUCACUAUACCUGUGUGUUAUGGGCCAGAACUUAAUGAAACAAACUGAAGUGUUCACGAAAUGCUGAAUACAAUUUGACGAAAAACACGUAUCGUGCCCCAUUGAUAAACUUGUUGGCGAGGAUCGCGCGGAUCCUGCGAUCUACCCUUCCGACACACACCCUGGACGCGGCGCAACGAGGGUAAAGCCGCGUUUAAGGAGAGAAAGUAUAAAUGACAACGGACACGAUGUCUGCCCCUUAGUCGUCACGAGCCACACGCACGAUGCAUUACGCGUUGCACAUGUUGUUUCACUGCAUCGCGCUAUGGUGCGCGAUAAAUGGCGGAAGAACGGCGCGAAGCGCAGUCAGUCCCGAAAUCCUGGCGAACUUCGCCAAGAACGUGGCCUCGGUGAUCUCGCCGGCCAUAUUGGGCGACGUGCAACAACGCAGCAACCGAUCGUCCUUCCGACCGAUCCUGACUAUACCUAUCCGCCUCGACGGCGGACCGGACUCAGAAUCGACCUUGGACAACGUGGUCGACAAGAGGAACAACGCGGCCAACUACUACGAGCCACGCUCGAAUCCUUACCCUUACGACGGGCUUUACGCGGACUCUCCGACGGGAGUCGAAGAGACACGAGCGAGCGGAGGACUCGAGCAGCCGGAGGAGGAAGCCUACCUGCGCCAAGAACGACCGAACUUCUACAAUCAGCCCUACUUCUCGCCGAACGACAACCUCAGGGCGACUGAGAAAGCCGCCGUCGUCGACGGCGUGGAGUCGUCGGUCGGCAGUAUCGAGCAGUCGUCGACCAAUCAGUACUCCGCCUACGCCGGCGCUUUUCCCAAAGGUGGCUUUGGGCCCUACCUGGGAGGGAAACCCUACGGAGGCUUCCACGGGCCCUACGGGUCCUACGGACACUUCCACCCCUACGAUGACCAUCCCGACGACGGGGGGAGUACGGAGGAGAAUGCGCGAGUCGAAAACAACGGCACGCACCAUCGCGGUUAUGGGCCACCUUAUUUCGACCCUCACGGCUAUAAUCAUGGACCCUACGGCUCGCCGUUUCCCUACGGCGGCUACGGCCCUUAUGGGCCCAAUCACAGGAACGGCAACGACACCAACGGGAACAGACCGUACGGACCUCAUCACGGCGGGCCCGACUUCUAUGGACCUCCCGGUUACGGCUACGGGCAUCACGGUAACGGCUACAACGGCAACGGCAACGGCAACGGCAACGGCAAUAACAGACAGACGGAGGAACCGGCCGACAACGGCGAUCAAAAUAACGGGACAAAAAACGGCUACCCGCACCCUUACGGCCCCCCUUUGAAGCCUUUUUUCCACCACCACGGCUUCCCACCCCCGUUCAACAUCCUCCCCUACGACCAUUUCCAUUUCAAGGGUGGUCCUGUGGCCGGGGUUGGCCACGUUGGCUAUCCUAUCUUUGCCGAUCCCUAUCUGACUGGCUUUCCAUUCCACUUCCCUUACGGACCUUUCAUUCACGGUAAGAAAUACCUACCGCCGAAGGAUAAGCCAGACUCGGGUGAGUCGGGCGAUCAACCCACGGCCAACGAGAAUCCCGAUCGGAUAACCGAGGUCAAUCAAGAAGAGGUAGCGCCUGCUGCUACCUCGAAUCGUUAUAAGACGACGGAGCAGAACGGCCUCAAGCGGUUCGGCCUGAUCAACUUCCAGAGCCGAAAAGAAUAAAAAUAUCAACUACGCGUUUUGAGACAGCGGACCAAGACGAAAUUAAAGUAUAAGUGUAAAUGUAAUGUUGAAUACGAAGAAAUUAUGAUACGGUUUGAAAAUUCUGAAUCGUUGCCGUUCUGAGUGAAUUCUUGAUAAGUAUCUCGUUUGUAAGACGGAAAGUUAUCCUUAGAAAGAGGGGGGCGCGAGUAUCUUUCAUACUGAAUUAUUCAUAUUGAAUCAUUAUUCAUACUGAAAGUCUUAAUCUUAGAAAAAUGGCGUUAACGUAAUGCAAGUAAUGAAAAUGCAAGUAAAAAGAACAAUAGCAUCCAUUUUAGUAAAAUAAUUUUAGUAAAAUAACAUCAGAGAGGGAGCUUGAGGCUUUCAGUGUGAGCAAAAUCAUUCGCGCUACUUUUUGUGAAAUCAAAUAACGAAUCUAGGAAUGUGUCUAAAUGUAAUUUUAACUUUAAGCGGAACCAAUUCGAGUUUAGCUGAGAAUGAAAGAGACACGUGAUAAGUCGAUGAAUAUGCUAUUUGUAAGACAGAAUAUCACUGUAAGUAGAGUCACUUCCAGCUAGCGAAA
Molecule: messenger RNA, 2611 nt
Organism: Odontomachus brunneus
Lineage: Eukaryota; Metazoa; Arthropoda; Insecta; Hymenoptera; Formicidae
Product: protein pygopus-like
Exons: 3
Coding region: 625-2049 (474 amino acids)
Source: RefSeq, a predicted model, not a curated record